Hibiscus syriacus is the source of this 1107-nucleotide messenger RNA. RefSeq lists its product as uncharacterized. Bases 1 to 1107 code for a protein of 368 amino acids. The record is from RefSeq and is a predicted model, not a curated record. The transcript has 2 exons. NCBI's taxonomy places the organism in Eukaryota, Viridiplantae, Streptophyta, Magnoliopsida, Malvales, Malvaceae.
AUGGAAGAAAGAAUGAAUGGUGUGAAAGGAAAGCUCUUGAAGAAGCUUAAAUCAAUCAAACCAGUUGGUUACCUAAAGGCAGAUCGAGUUCUUCAAGUAUUUUCGAUAGAUGGGUUAAUAGAUUCUUGUCCCAAGGCCCCAAUUCCCAAUGAACAACCCAAGUUGUUCGUCAAAGAAUCAGUACCGGAACAAGAAAAUAUCAAAGAGAGCUCUGUAAGUGCCGUCGAGAAUCUGCCUGAAGUCAUUGAUGUAAUAGACCUAAUGAAAGAUCUUGAUACUGAUGACCACGAAGAAGAAUUGGGUUUUAGUGAAGAGGUUGACGACAAAGAGAAUAUUACGCCUAAUGUUGAGAAAAAGAAUGCGAAUUGUAGGCAGAGUUGCGCCCCGUUAUCGGAGAUCGAUGUGUCGUGUUUCCGGAAGCCGGAUUUGAAUUCUUGUACCCUCUUUGACCCUAACCUACUGGCUGCCUUUGAGCAAGCCGUGAAGGAGCAUAUGAAGAUGAUUGAAGAAGAGAGGAGGACAAGAAUCGAGGAAGAGAGUGUUCUUGAGAAGAAGGCAAUAAUCGAGGAAGAGACUCCGAACGUCGAUCCCCUAUUAGAUUUCGAAGAGAAAUGUCCAGCCGGAGACGAGGGGUCCGUCAUUUUAUACACGACGACUCUCAAAGGAAUACGAAAGACCUUCGAGGACUGCAACAGCUUGCGGUUCCUGUUGGAGAGUUUCCGAGUGAUUUUCGUCGAAAGAGACGUAUCGAUGCAUAGGGAGUACAGGGAAGAACUAUGGAGGAUUUUGGGUGGAAAAGUGAUGCCUCCGAGGCUCUUCGUUAAAGGGAGAUACAUUGGUGGAGCCGACGAAGUUGUUACAUUGCAUGAGAAGGGGAAGCUUAAGGUACUCUUCAAUGGCAUCCCUCUUGAUACUUGUACUGGAGCUUGUGAAGGAUGUGGAGGUGUUCGGUUUCUGCUUUGUUUUGUCUGUAAUGGCAGUCACAAGAUCAUUGCCGAUGAUGGCUUGUCGUCCAGUACAUGUACGCGGUGCAAUGAGAACGGUCUGAUUAUUUGCCCCCAUUGCCGCCGAAUUUCUUCUCUUGAUUCUUCUUCUUACCGGCUGUAA